Molecule: messenger RNA, 2833 nt
Organism: Neocloeon triangulifer
Lineage: Eukaryota; Metazoa; Arthropoda; Insecta; Ephemeroptera; Baetidae
Product: probable E3 ubiquitin-protein ligase RNF144A-A
Exons: 9
Coding region: 212-1639 (475 amino acids)
Biological process (GO): ubiquitin-dependent protein catabolic process; positive regulation of proteasomal ubiquitin-dependent protein catabolic process; protein polyubiquitination
Cellular component (GO): cytoplasm; ubiquitin ligase complex
Molecular function (GO): ubiquitin conjugating enzyme binding; zinc ion binding; ubiquitin protein ligase activity
Source: RefSeq, a predicted model, not a curated record
AAGCUUGGCAUUGAGGGAAGAAAAGUUGGACUGAGACCGUGAUGGCGGACAGUGACGUCUCGGUGAUGGUGCGGAUCGCGGAUUGUGGCGAGCAUUGUCAGGCUGCUCAAUAAGCUGGCCGCCGCGGGUGGUGCAGUCGGCAUUCGGCCAUCGACGCUCAAGCCCCCGGACAGAACCGUCGGCUGCAUCAAUGUUCUAAUACUCAGAGGCCAUGUUCUCGGCGUGCAAUCGUCCCUUGGACACGGGCGAGUCGCUCAACCUGCUGCAAAAGUCGCCCGUCGUCAGCCGCGAGACGCGCAGGCAUCUAGUGAUGCCCAGCUUCCGAUCGUUGGUCUCGUCGACGCCCUCGGCCGCUCCAGCCGCAGCCCCGCAGCCUUUGAAAGCGGCCAAAAUCGCCAUGGGCUCUGCGGCCAGCAGCAGCGGCCACGCAGAGGCCGCCCCGGCGCCCAGUUCCGGCGACGAGUCGCCACCAGCGGGUCCCACCAGUAGACUGAUCGCCCCCCGGCCCGUCCUCAUCCCCUCGCUAUCCUCGCCCAAGCGUCCAAUGAAGAGAGACUCGUCCUGCGGGAGUCUGCUGCUUGGACUGCGGCCCUCACUCAACACUGGCAGGUCCAGUUUGUCGAUGAGGAAGUGCGAGACGGUCAUGGCAUUGUCCUCAUUGGAGCCAAUCAAACCUGUCAACAGGCUUCGCAUGUCUUCAUCUCGAAAUCUGCAGUGCUCUCGUUGCUCGAGCAUGGCUUCAAUGACCUUCAGUUCACGCUACUCAAUCAACACCGUGAUUGAGUCGCCGUCAAACUCGCUGCAGAUGCUCCUUUGCAAAAUCUGCCUGACGGAAGUGCCUGUUGCGCAGACAACCACCUUGCAGCAGUGUCAGUGCGUCUUUUGCACAGAGUGUUUGAAACAGUAUGUCGGAUUGGAGGUCCAAGAGGCAGCCUAUGACAUUGCCUGUCCAGACGCAGCCUGCGACAAGCAGGGCAUUCUUACUUUGCAAGAAAUUGAAACCCUAGUUAGCACAGAUCUCAUGGAAAAGCACCGAAAGUUCAGAUUAGACAAAGAAGUUGACAUGGACUCAGGGCGCACAUGGUGCCCCCGUGCUGGCUGUGAAACCAUCUGCACCGUCUGCCCUGGUUGCCAACCGCAAUGCAUUAGUUGUCCAGCUUGCAGUGACACUUUUUGCUCCAACUGCAAGAAGCCGUGGCACCAAGAGUCUGGAUGCAGUAUUGAAAAAAGUGAAGGUUCUCUGAUAUUUGACCCUGAACGAAUCAAGCACUGUCCCAUGUGCAAAGUGCCGAUUGAGAAAGACGAAGGCUGCGCUCAGAUGAUGUGCAAAAGAUGCAAGCACGUCUUCUGUUGGUACUGCCUGGCUUCGCUUGAUGACGAUUUCCUCUUGCGCCACUAUGACAAAGGCCCUUGCAAAAACAAACUGGGCCACUCUAGAGCUUCAGUCAUUUGGCACAGAACGCAAGUGAUCGCCAUAUUUGCAGGCUUCGGCAUCCUUCUACUGGUGGCGUCACCACUGCUGCUGCUGGCCGCACCCUGCAUCGUUUGCUGCAAGUGCCGCGCCUGUCAAGACAAGUACGAUGAGGAGAAUGGUGAAAAUGCAACCAGCUCCGAACAGCAGCACAACUCGCCAACUUGAUUCGAUCGAAAGCGUUUUUACCGCGAUUUUGAGUAUUCUUGGCACUGGAAAUUCAGUUUGACGCAUCUGUUGAGCAGAGUACGAGACACGGGGAAGACCAUAUUUUUUUAUUCGGUGGUGUUUAAUCAAAAUUAUGUGAUUGCUUACUGACGUCUUGAGUGAUCAAAUGACGAGACAGGUUAUGGUUGUACAAUUAUUGAUAAACUAUGGAUCAUUUGAAACGUGGAUCUAUUGCCAGGAUAUAUCAAAUUAUCCUUUUAUUUUUUAAUUGAGUGCAAUGGAUUGACUUUAAAAAAAAAAAAUUGAUUUUGUGAAAUUUAAAGGCUCUUGUUGGGUUAUAAAGAGCUCAAAUCCAUUUGGAUUCAUGCUUCAAACGAUCCCAGACAUAUAUCUUUUUCCGCUCAGUCUAGCUAAUUUUAAGCUCAAAAUUUCUAUUUUUAGUACGUACUUACAAUUGAAAUCUAACACUAUGACAUUGGACUCUUCAAUUAAUUCCAAAGGCAAUAAGAGUUUGUUUCUCACUUCUUUGCCAAAGGGAAAUUUUUGCCGUGACAAUUGGUGCAUACAAUUCUUGCCACUUGGACUAUUUCCGCCCAAUUCUCGAUUUUAAAAUUAGUGGAAACAACUUUCAUGCUAUUCUGUACUUAAAUGUGAUGUUGUAUUUUACGUUUCUUUUAUCAUACGAGAAAAAAGUUUCAUCUCGCAACUUGCAUGUUCAGCAACAAUACUUUCCAUUAGCUGAUAAAAAGAAAUGAGCGAAAAGUGAAAUAUUUUGCUAAUUUUUAGUUUUUAAGAACAAAGAAUGUAACCACACACACAUUUAUUUUAAUACGUCAAGCGUGAUAUUUUCAUUUUAAAGGAGGACAUAAAAAGAAAAUUGUACUUAUGUAAUAUUAUGCAAGAAAAAAAAUCUGUCAACAUUGUUCCUACCAUGAUCUUGUUUAGUGUGAGAGCAUCUUCCAAUGCGAUAAGAUUUGCAAAUUAUUUUUGGCAUAAGUGUAUGAACAGUUCGAUGGAAUUUCUUCUGACAUGCAAAAUAUUAAAAUACCACUACGACACUACCACGCGUAUUAUAUUUAUAUUUUCAUGUUUCCAUAAAUGAAAAAAAAAUUGUUUGCUUCCAAUCUCCAAACUAUUAUAAUUUUUUCUGCAAAAAAAAAAAUAUGAAUAAAAGCAUUAAAUUUUUUAAAAUGA